AUGGGAAGAAGUCCGAUGAACGCGGUUUUACUUGACGAAUCUGUGUUGUUCGGUACAGAGAGUGAAGAUUCUUCGCUUAGACUUCGAGAAUCAGUGCCGUCUCUUCUCCGGCUGCUUCGUUAUUCCAUGAUCCGAACGGGGAUAUCAUAUGAGCUUGAUCUUCCGGAAAAUAAGGUGGAUAUACUGAGGAAAACGGCAGCUGAAUACUCCAUCGAUUGCUUACCUUUAGAGACCUCUCUCACAAGUGUUACCUUUGGUGAUACUCUCAAAGCAUGGUAUAGUGAUGGCUGUAUUCUCUAUGUUGCUUCAAGCAGAAAAGAAGAGACACUUCGUGAACUAUCUCCUGACCAGCUAGUUGUCGUACUCGAUGAUGUAGAAGGGGAUUCAAGUGAGGAUCCUAACAUGCUUCAUAUCCGUAGUCUCGAAGAGCUGCCAAUGACUAUUUGCUGCAUUAACAAAAAGGCAAUGGGAGAUGGUGCUGCAAUAGUUGCUUACACCAUGAAGCCAUCUCGCGUAGAGGACUUUGCCAAGAGGGGUGCUUUACCAAUGUAUCCUACAUCCAAUGGGUUGAUAUUUCUACCUCUCGUGUUUGAGUUGCCUCUUUCAUCUCAACUCAAACACGCUGAUCUCAUUUUCCACAAAGCAACUGAUGAAAUCAAGUCCGUUCAACUCAACUGCUCCGACGACUCAGAAUCAUCUGUUGCAGUUACAUUCUCCACCGGCAUGGAGGAACUGCGCAAGUAUAUGGAACAUCAAACUGCUUGUGCCGUAAUCGACCCUCUUCAACAUAUAUAUCCUGUCCUGGACCGACUCAAGAUGCAACAUAUUCUUCUUGGAUUAGAUGAUCUUAAAGCAGCAGGACGAAAGAUAAGAGGCGCCUGCUUUCUCAAGAUUGACAGCUAUAGUGAACCGGACCUGGCACAAAACUUGUCAAGAGCUGGACUCUCUCUUCCAUGUAUUGUGAAACCUCAGGUUGCCUGUGGUGUUGCUGAUGCUCACAGCAUGGCCAUUGUCUUCCGAGUAGAGGAUUUUAAGGAUUUGAACACUCCUGUUCCUGCCAUUAUCCAAGAGUAUGUGGACCAUUCAUCCAGGAUUUUCAAGUUUUACGUCUUGGGAGAGAAGAUCUUCCACGCGGUCAAGAAAUCAAUCCCUAGUUCUUCAAUUCUGAGGAAAUCAGCUGAACAAAACGGUCUCCGACCAAUUCUCUUCGACAGCUUGAAAUCUUUACCAAUCGGUUCCGCAAACCAAAAUCCGGUAGACGAGAUUGAUCUUGAACUGGUUACAGAAGCAGCCAAGUGGCUCAGAAAGAAGCUUGAUCUCACAAUCUUCGGCUUUGACGUCGUUAUUCAAGAAGGAACAAGAGAUCACGUGAUCGUAGACUUGAACUACUUACCGUCGUUUAAAGAAGUCCCCGACAACAUCGCAGUGCCUUCCUUCUGGGAUGCAAUCAGAAACAGGUUCGACCAACAUGUCUAA
Microthlaspi erraticum is the source of this 1476-nucleotide messenger RNA. The record is from the annotation of a GenBank genome assembly. NCBI's taxonomy places the organism in Eukaryota, Viridiplantae, Streptophyta, Magnoliopsida, Brassicales, Brassicaceae.